Messenger RNA from Melampsora larici-populina 98AG31, 249 nucleotides. RefSeq lists its product as uncharacterized. The record is from RefSeq and is a predicted model, not a curated record. Bases 1 to 249 code for a protein of 82 amino acids. Lineage: Eukaryota; Fungi; Basidiomycota; Pucciniomycetes; Pucciniales; Melampsoraceae. The transcript has 3 exons.
AUGUUCGAUCAGAUCAUUGAUCAUCAGUUAUUACGUAUCCAUUCAAGUAAAACCCUUACUUUCAAUGAAUCCUUACAGAUAUUAGCAAUCCAAUCUGGCAAUUUGGGAAGACCAAUGAGAUCCUAUCAGCGUAUAUCCAGGAAUCCCAUCGGUGGUUUCCAUAAUUCGAUUAAUCUCAACUGGCUGUUGAAAGCAAUCUAUGUCAAACUUCAUUGGUCAAAUUCACUAGAUGGUCAUGAUGUUAUAUAA